AUGCUCAACUUCACAGGCCAGGCGAGGAGGAGGACUGUCAACCUAGGAAACAGAUCAGCAACUACAAAGCAGGACAUACUGUUGAAAGCCCAGCGUGAGAGAGAAAGGAGAGCCAAGGAGCACCAAAGAGAAGCUGCAUGUGCUAUUAUACAGUUCCAUAUAAGGAGAUACCUGGCCGACAGGUUUAACAUUAGACUUUUCAGUUCCACCUGGGACCGUCAAGAGGUCGGCUACCUUGUCUUGGUCUUUGGCCCUAAGUUGAUAGAGCAUUUGGAUUAUGAGUCCGUUUCAAGAAUACUCAACGACUCAAAAGAUAUGCUGGAGCAUUAUCCUGGAAACCGCGGGAACCUGAAGUUAUGUGGUAUGAUGGCUCAACUGAAGGAUGAUGUUCUCAUUCAAGAGAUCGUUAGCUGUUUAAAUCUGGCAAGGCCUGUCGCAAAUGAAUUUGUUGCAGGUGUGAGAAGCCUUUUGAUGAGGACCCAGAAACUGAGUCAACAAUCCAUUACUCUACUUUUGGAAGUUGUGUGCAGGUGGAAUCUGAAUCAUUCUGAGGCCUUAGAACCUUUAUUCGAAAUUAGAUCGAAAGAAACGGCUAAUUCCUCGGUUCUCUGGAUGUUUUACCAGAUUUGUGGGUCGUUAAAUGUUCUACCAGCUUCUGACUCUCGUUCGUCAGUCCUGCUGGAGAAUUUGGCAUAUAUUUACUGUCAUGUGGAUGAUCGAACCACAAUCAGUCGCUGUAUCGCCAGUUGCUUCAGAGGUAUGCAUUAUAUUGAACAAGACGGUCACUUACAAACGUACGUUACACAGCUUUACGAAAAGCCUUUCCUGGAUUUUUUGACAAACCUUGUGGAGAAUGAAGAAGACGUUGAUGUCACGAUGGAAAACUUUGUUUCCUAUAUUGAGAGCGCUCCCAACGAUAACUUACGAGACUCGGCAAUGAUCAGCUUGCUCUCCAGGCCAUCCUUCUUAAAGAAAUUAUACUCUGGUAUUCAUGAAUCACGCUUUGGCGAGUUAGAGUUCGAACCAACAGCAUCUUUCUCAAUUUUUGUUAGACUGCUCGAGAUGUAUUUACUAGUGUCGACGGACCAUGAACUCCUUUCCGAAUAUUCGGGAUUCACUGUUAAGGAUCUCGUAGCCUUCACGACGAGUUUGAAAGAUUUUGUGUUUCAUAACCUAUGGCACAUCGCAGCAGAGUCAAGACCCAAGAUUGUAGAAGAUACAUUGCCGCUCUUACAAAAGUUGUACUUGAGAGAUUCACGUCUGCAUUUCUGCUCUAAGAAUAAGGAUCUAGACUACUGGAGCAGUAAAGAUGUCGACUUUCUGCAAGUAAGUCCCUUUAAAUAUAUUGAAGACUACGAGAGGCUUUACAGGGAAUAUGCUGACAAGAGAGACGAGUUACUAGCCGAUAGUAAUGAGCUUUCCACAGCAGAUGAGGCCAGCGCGAUAAAAUUUCAAAUAUUAGCCCGCCUCAGCUCGAUGUACAAGUCUUCAGUGUCCACAAGACAAUUCAAGAAGCUGGAGAUUUUAAUCAAGACUCCUUUCUUCAUUCCUUUUGAACAAAGAGUUGACCUUUUUUACCUGUUCAUCGCCCUGGACAAACAGCGUCUUCAUUUGGAUGAGGAUAGUGCUCUAAUGGGUAUGUUCAUGCCAUGGCAUGUGAACGGAGCAAUGGGACGGCAGUCGGCGACAAUAUCCAGGGAGAAUAUCCUUGACGACGCGUGCAAUGCUUUCAAUAGUAUCGGAGAAAGGUUUAAAGCCAAAUUGGCCGUCACAUUUGUCAACGAAUUUGGUCCAGAAGCUGGGGUGGAUGGUGGCGGUAUAACCAAAGAAUUUUUGACCAGCGUUUCUGAGGAAGGUUUCAACAGCGAGAAGUAUUCGUUGUUCCAGACCAACAGCCAACACGAGCUCUAUCCUUCGACCGCUGUCGAUGCGCAGCGUUUGAGAUACUUGUGGUUUUUGGGCAAGAUUCUAGGCAAAUGCCUGUACGAUCAUGUGUUGAUAGAUGUCGCGUUUGCCGAUUUCUUCCUGAAGAAGAUGUUGAACCCUUCGUCACAGUUUGCCUCUUCCUUUGAUGACCUGCAAAGUCUGGACAUUGUACUUUACUCCAACUUAGUCAAGCUUCUAACUAUGACGCCUGAACAGAUAGCCAGCUUAGAUCUGGCCUUCGAAACUGAUUCGCUGGACGGCAGAGGAACUGUUGUGCCGUUGAUACCCGACGGAAACAAUAUCGCGGUCACCAAGGAGAACGUUCUCCUAUACAUCAUAAAAGUAGCUGACUUCCGCCUCAACAAGAGUCUUUUUAGGCAAAUCCAGAACUUCCACGGUGGCAUGAGCAUGAUCAUCGCCCCACACUGGAUGGAAAUGUUCAAUUCAGUAGAGCUUCAGAUGCUGAUCUCCGGCGGAGGCAAAGACAUUGACCUGGCGGAUCUCAAAGCCAAUACCGAAUACGGCGGAUAUCAGGAGACUGACAAGACUAUCAACGAUUUCUGGUCGAUUUUGCAGGAAUUAGAAUCGCAGGAGAGGCUCAAUUUCAUCAAAUUCGUCACUUCCGUUCCUCGGGCACCUUUACAGGGAUUCAGAUCUCUUGAGCCUCGAUUUGGCAUCAGAAACGCCGGAAGAGAUCUCGAGAGGCUCCCGACGGCAUCCACCUGCGUGAACCUCCUCAAAUUGCCUGAUUAUCAAGAUAAAGAACUGCUGCGACAGAAGCUACUCUACUCCAUCAACUCGGGAGCGCGUUUCGACCUCUCGUAG
This is a messenger RNA of Torulaspora globosa, 2751 nucleotides long. It is a transcript of the gene HUL5, whose product is annotated as ubiquitin-ubiquitin ligase HUL5. The record is from RefSeq and is a predicted model, not a curated record. Gene Ontology annotation, biological process: protein polyubiquitination; ubiquitin-dependent protein catabolic process. Gene Ontology annotation, molecular function: ubiquitin protein ligase activity. NCBI's taxonomy places the organism in Eukaryota, Fungi, Ascomycota, Saccharomycetes, Saccharomycetales, Saccharomycetaceae. The transcript has a single exon. Bases 1 to 2751 code for a protein of 916 amino acids.